This is a messenger RNA of Xenopus laevis (African clawed frog), 3800 nucleotides long. It is a transcript of the gene hcfc2.L, whose product is annotated as host cell factor 2. Lineage: Eukaryota; Metazoa; Chordata; Amphibia; Anura; Pipidae. Gene Ontology annotation, biological process: regulation of DNA-templated transcription; chromatin remodeling; positive regulation of DNA-templated transcription. Gene Ontology annotation, cellular component: nucleus; histone methyltransferase complex. Bases 420 to 2765 code for a protein of 781 amino acids. Gene Ontology annotation, molecular function: transcription coactivator activity. The transcript is spliced from 16 exons. The record is from RefSeq and is a predicted model, not a curated record.
UGACGGAGUUGCGAGGCGCCAGGAGUUGGUCGGUCUCUGUAAAGUGUAAUGUUGCCAGGCAACCGGACUCGUGCCGUUCUUAUGCCUUUAUAUGCCACACGGGCGGUUUCGUAGGCAGCUUUCCUGUCAGCGUUGGUAGGAAAACAUUCCCUGUCCAUAACAGACCGAAGGCUCGCUAUAUCUAACCAUGAUAUUAAAAUCUAUUGAUCCAUAUAAACGCUUCACUGUGAGUCAUUUGCUUUGGGAUCGCAUGGCCAUUGUUAGGGAAAGAUUUUCACAGUGCACACUUGUCAUUUCUUCCCCUGGUGACAGCGCUCUCCCUGUCCCCGCCUCUCCCUUUGCCGCUGUUCGCCCUGGCGUUGAACCCCCUCCGCCCCGCUGCAUUGUGGGAUGGAGGAGCGGAGGCGGCGGGGGUUGUGAUGGCUGCGGCGGUUCCCGUCCAGUUGACCUGGGGGAAGGUUCUUUCCUCUACCGGCCCGGAGCCUCGCGCCCGGCAUGGACACAGAGCGGUGGCGAUCAGGGAACUCAUGAUUAUCUAUGGGGGAGGGAACGAGGGCAUCGCCGAGGAGUUACACGUCUACAAUACGGCAACCAAUCAGUGGUUCCUCCCAGCUGUGAGAGGAGAUAUCCCACCUGGCUGUGCGGCUCAUGGGUUUGUUUGUGACGGGACAAGAAUUUUAGUUUUUGGAGGAAUGGUAGAAUUUGGAAGAUACAGCAAUGAUAUUUAUGAAUUACAGGCUAGUCGAUGGCUGUGGAAGAAACUGAAGCCUCAGGCCCCAUCAUCUGGAUCACCACCUUGCCCUCGACUUGGUCACAGUUUUUCCCUCCAUGGGAGUAAAUGUUAUUUAUUUGGUGGCCUAGCCAAUGAGAGUGAAGAUACCAACAAUAACAUUCCCAGGUACCUAAAUGAUUUUUAUGAGCUGGAGUUACGUCCCGGAAGUGGUGUUGUUGGCUGGAAUAUCCCAUUAACUAAGGGAACACCACCAUCUCCUAGAGAGUCCCAUUCUGCAGUGGUUUAUUGCAGAAAAGAUACAGGAAAGUCAAAGCUUUACAUAUUUGGGGGAAUGUCUGGAUGUCGGCUAGCAGAUCUUUGGGAACUUGAUAUUGAAAUGAUGACGUGGUUAAGUCCUGAAACUAAAGGUGCUGCCCCUUUACCCAGAAGCCUUCACACAGCAAAUAUUAUAGGAAAUAGGAUGUAUGUUUUUGGUGGCUGGGUUCCCCAGGGACAAUGUGAUAAUAGUCCGUUAUCCAAAGGCAACCAGUGGAAGUGCACCAACUCAUUUUCAUACCUGGAUCUAGAUAAAUCAGAGUGGGUAACGUUAAAAUCAGACUGUCAGGAAGAGAGAAAGAACUGUCCGAGGCCCAGGGCAGGACAUUGUGCAGUAACAAUUGGCAAACGUCUGUACAUCUGGAGUGGAAGGGAUGGCUACAAUAAGGCAUGGAAUUAUCAAGUGUGCUGUAAAGACUUAUGGUAUAUUGACACAGAUACGCCACCUCCACCAUCACAAGUUCAGCUGAUCCAAGCUACCACCAAUUCUUUUCACCUUAAAUGGGAUGAACUUCCAACAGUGGAAGGAUAUAUUUUGCAGCUGAAUCCAGAAUCUCCAGCUUCCUCUGUUACUGGAACACCUGCUCCCCUCAGUGAAAUUUCGGCCAUAAAUCAAGGCAACAGCUGUUCUGGAGUUUAUGCAGCUACUCUGCCUUUGUUUCAAACAGGCCUUUUGGGCCCAGGUGAAGCAGGUGUAGACUGCCAAGUGUCCCCACAGCAAGCUGUAAACUGUAUACUAACUUCCGGCCUUCGAGAUGACGUGUGUCAGCAAAACAGCCACAGUAGUCUGCCUAACAAGCUUCAAAUUCCACCAACUAAUUUACUGCAAGAAAAAUCUGCAGUCCUGACUGAGAAUCCAUCACUUUCUAGCAGACCAGAAUUAAAUGGCAAGCAGCAACCAUUGUUCAAUCCCAAAUCUGUAGUUAAAACUCCACUGCAGUAUAUGCCAUCUAUUGAUAGCUGCACAUCACAAGUUAAGAACACCCUUCCUCACUCAAAUAUUAACAGUAAAGACUGCAAAGUGAACACAGGAGUGAAAAAUGGCCAAAGACAGUGGUAUGAUGUUGGCAUUUUUACAAAUAAUAGUGCUGUGGUGACUCAGUUCUUUCUCUUGCCAGAAGAAAAGCAAGAUGCAUCAGGCAAGGCUGGUGAUCCAGAUGUUCCCGAUUACACACUGCUGAAAAAGCAUGAUUUAUUACCGGGGAGUGUUUACAGAUUCAGGGUGGCAGCAAUUAAUGGAUGUGGAGUGGGUCCUUUCAGUAAAGUCGCUGAAUUUAAGACAUGUAUUCCAGGUUAUCCCGGAGCUCCUUCAUCUGUGAAGAUUACAAAGAAUGCUGAAUGUAUCCACAUUUCCUGGGAUACACCCUCUUCGCCUACAGGAAAUAUUCUAGAAUACUCUGCUUAUUUAGCCAUACGCACCUCACAGCUUGCAGAGACUCUAAAUCAGCUGGUAUUCAUGAAGAUUUACUGUGGCCAAAAAACAUCUUGCACUGUGACCUCAGCUCAACUGGCAAAUGCGCAUGUUGACUGCAGCUCUAGGCCUGCUGUGGUGUUCAGAAUUUCUGCAAAGAACGAAAAAGGCUAUGGCCCAGCUACUCAAGUAAGGUGGCUACAAGAUUCAUCUAAGAAUAAAAAGGAAACAAAGGUCACAGAAAAGCAGUGUGUACCUCCAUCACAAAGCAGAGAAAAUGUAAUGCUCAAAUUGGAGAGUCCAUAGCGAGAUAUGGAAGAGAUGUCCAGAUUCUGACAGGCAUUUGUCAUUGCAACUGGAAGGAAUUCAUGCUGUCCGUUCUUUUUUUUUUUUUUUUUUUCCGUCUACUGUUUCCAGUAGGUGUAGGUUUCCCCUUUUGUAAUAUUUUGUAAAUCUCAAAAUGUUUAUUUUUGCAUUAUGCUUAUAAUAAUUAUUGUAUAAAUACAUAUGUAUAACUAUAUGGAUAUAUAUAUAUAUAUACUUUUUAAUAUGCAUAAACGUAAACGUAUAAAUGUGCUCAGGACGAGUUACUUGGUACAGUUUCUGUACCGUUUGCUUCCACUUUGUAACCACUUACCUAUACUUUUUUAAGUAUCUGGUGUUAAGCAAUAAAAUGGUGCAAAGGAAUUGGAGGGAUAAAGUGCAAUACCAUAGGCGCUUAGCAUUUCACAGCGCAGUGGGGAUGGUGCCAGUUUUACAAAACAGAAAUAUCGAAGUGCAACUUUGGAUUUUAUUAUAGAUUUUUACAGAAGAAACAAAUCCACAUAUUUAGCGUUUUUAAAAUAUCUAAAACUAUUUUAAAUAGCUCUACGUAAAUAAUCUAAAAGUUAAACAACGAGGAAGGUAUAAAGCAGAUUGAUAAAAGGUAUAGAUUGUAAGUGAACAUGUUGACAAGUUCAAGUCAUUUCUCUUUUAUAUAAAUAUAGGAAUAUUUACUCUGUUAUAUUAAGAAAUGGCCAUAGUCACUGUCCUGCAGGUCCCCGUCAUACAAAGAGGAGAGCAGAAACCUCGACCUUCGGGUUGCAGUAGGUGUGAUUUACCCAACAUUUUUGCUAAAGCAAUGAAGACACCACUGCAUGGAAAAUGGCUGAUUAUUGAUGGCUGGUGCAUAUUUACUCCAGGCUCAGAUAUUCGUUCAUUCACAGUCAUUAUUGGCCUAUGUGCCUUUUCUCACAAGUCUUUUAUGCAGAGUUUUGAAGGAUAACCUUUAUUGGCAACAUCUGGGUAGAUGUAGCUUCCGAACAAUGGACAUCCAACCCCUAUCAUAUUGUUUUGCUCCCU